Puccinia triticina is the source of this 2037-nucleotide messenger RNA. RefSeq lists its product as uncharacterized. Gene Ontology annotation, biological process: DNA damage checkpoint signaling; mitotic DNA replication checkpoint signaling; DNA repair. Lineage: Eukaryota; Fungi; Basidiomycota; Pucciniomycetes; Pucciniales; Pucciniaceae. The transcript is spliced from 8 exons. The record is from RefSeq and is a predicted model, not a curated record. The coding region runs from base 1 to 2037 and encodes 678 amino acids. Gene Ontology annotation, molecular function: chromatin binding.
AUGGCUCGUGACCCAGACACCCCCACCCAGGCCGACGGAAUGCUAUGGUCCGACAGGUUCACGCCCUCCGAGCCCUCCCAACUAGCCGUCCAUCCCAAGAAACUCGCCCUCGUCCACGCCUGGCUGUCCGACGCCAUCCACGCCGGCCCCCACACCCGCAAGUACCGCAGACUGCUCGUCCUCGCCGGCCCCGCUGGCGCCGGAAAGAGCGCCAUCAUCCACACCCUUGCUCAUCACCCCGCCCUCCACACCUCCGCGCCCCCGCCUGCUAGCACGUCUUCUGCUAGGUCCGCUCAGUCUGCCCUCUCGGCCCCCGCCCUCGACGGCAUCGGGUACGAGAUACUCGAGUGGAAAAAUACCGGCAACGAGUCGAGCGUUUCGAAGCCGCAAGAGUUCGGUUUAUGGCUCAUGAGGGCCAGUGCCGGGCCGACGCUCUCGUUCAAUGACGACGCCGACGAAGAAGAAGGCCCGACCGGGCUCUCCCCACCGUGCACGGGCAGUGCCCGGGGACCCAAGCUACCGACGGUGCUGCUCGUCGAUGAUCUCCCGAACCUGAGCCACGCCGACACGGGGCGGAUGUUCGUGGAUGCGCUCCGCCAGCAUCUCCACAGUCGGCGCCCCGCCACGCCGCCCCUGGUCGUCAUCAUCUCCGACACCAGCGUCACGCCGGGCGCGCACGGCUUCGAGGAACGAGCGGCCGGCGGCUUCGCCGGCCCCGACGACCGGCCCAUCAACGUCCACACCCUCCUCCCCACCGACAUCCUCCACCAUCCCGCCGCCUGUCUCCUCAAACUCUUGCCCGUCAAUAACACCCUCAUGAAGAAGCUGCUCGCGAGGACCGUCCAGAUCGCCGCGCCGACCACCCCCGAUCCUUCCUUCCUCCCCGGCCCCAAACAUCUCGACUUCGUCGUCGAGGCGUCCAACGGCGAUCUGCGAGCCGCGCUGAAUAACUUGCAGCUCUUGUUCGCGCUGCCUUCUCGCAAGAUCGGCAAAUCGGGCGACAGUCGAUCUAAGAGAAACGAUGCCCUGUCUGGCCCCCCGUCUCUCUUCAACAGACAGUUACUGGGUUCGCGCGACGAAUCGUUGGUCAUCUUCCACAGUCUAGGCAAGAUCUUAUACAACAAACGAUGGGGCGAUGAUGCGAAAGAGGAUGCAAAAGAUAAGCGGGUCCGGGGGCCCAGACCGGACCCCUUGCCGGCCUUCUGGGCCGCAUACCAGCGGCGCCAGAUGAAGACGGACAUCGAUAAAUUAUACGCCGAUCUGAGUGUCUCAGUUGACCAGUUCGUCGUGUACUUGCAUCACAACUAUCCCCCGUUUACGGACACGGUUGACGAGGCGGCGUCGUUCCUAGAGUACCUGAGUCUCUCGGACGCGACGAUGACGAUGAAGGAGCAGAACCGGUACAACCAAGCGGCGAUGAUCAGCUACUACCACUUCCAUCUCUCCGCCCGCGCCGUCCUGCUAGGCCUGCCCUCGCCCGUCACCCGCCGCGGCCAGAAGUUCUUCAAGCCCGCCCUCUGGGGCCAUCUCCGCCAGCUCAACGAGAACGCCGCACUCGCACACGCCGCGCCCCUCCGCACAGACCUCCUCGCCAGUCUUCGGCCUCCCCCCGCCCCUCUCAAUCAACCCACCGCCGACGACCAACACCGCCAUCUUCCUGCGCGCCCCGCCCGGGGCCCAACGCCUCCAGACUGUUGGUCGGUCUUGAGCGCGUCCAAGACCGUCUUGGCCGUCGAGGUCCUGCCCUUCCUGGGCCUGCUCGCCUCGUCACUCGGCGCAAAGCCCGGCGCCGAUCAUCCAAAUGACGAGUUACUGGAGCGGUUCUCGCGCUGGGAGUACCCGAAUGCGCGCCCGACCGAGGAGCAGCUGUCCGAGGACGACGUGCCCGACUGCUCCCCGCCCGAGCCCCCGCCUCCCGCCGCCCGUCCGCCCCCGCCCGACCCCGACAUCGGCCUGGAAUCCCUCCAGCCCCGCCCGACGGCCGGCCUCGACGAGGAGCCGCUGUGGUUCGAGGACGAGGACGAUAUCGUGGACUAG